This is a messenger RNA of Globicephala melas (long-finned pilot whale), 2026 nucleotides long. RefSeq names its product coagulation factor XII (gene F12). Gene Ontology annotation, cellular component: rough endoplasmic reticulum; extracellular region. Gene Ontology annotation, biological process: zymogen activation; blood coagulation. NCBI's taxonomy places the organism in Eukaryota, Metazoa, Chordata, Mammalia, Artiodactyla, Delphinidae. Gene Ontology annotation, molecular function: calcium ion binding; serine-type endopeptidase activity. The record is from RefSeq and is a predicted model, not a curated record.
AUGAGGGCUCUGCUGCUCCUGGGGGUCCUGCUGGUGAGCCUGGAGUCAGCAGUUUUGACUCCACCUUGGAAAGCCCCCAUGCAGAGCAAACUCAUAGAGAGUGAGCGCACAGUGGUUCUCACUGUCACUGGGGAGCCCUGCCACUUCCCCUUUCAGUACCACUGGUAGCUGUAUCACAAAUUUAUCCACAGAGGCUGGCCUGGCCCCGACCCUGGUAAGACUACCCUGGAAGGGUGUGCUACCACCCCCAACUUCAAGAAGGAUCAGCGAUGGGCAUACUGCCUGGAGCCAAAGAAAGUGAAAGAUCACUGCAGCAAACACAAACCCUGCCAGAAAGGAGAGACCUGUGUGAACAUGCCAAAUGGCCCACACUGCAUCUGUCCAGAUCACUUCACUGGGAAGCACGGCCAGAGAGAGAAGUGCUUUGAGCCCCAGCUUCUUUGGUUCUUCCAGGAGAAUGAAAUAUGGCACAGGCUUGAGCUGGCAGGUGUAGCCAAGUGCCAGUGCAAUGGUCCGAAUGCCCAGUGCAAGCCACUGGCCAGCCAGGUCUGCCGUACCAACCCAUGUCUCAAUGGGGGCAGCUGCCUACAGGCGGAGGGCCACCGCCUGUGCAGUUGCCCCACGGGCUACGCUGGACGCUUGUGCGAAGUGGACCACAAGGCGAACUGUUACGACGACCGCGACUACGGGCUCAGCUACCGCGGCGUGGCCCGGACUAAGCUCUGGGGUGCACCCUGUCAGCCGUGGGCCUCCGAGGCCACCUACUGGAAUGUGACCGCAGAGCAAGCGCUGAACGGGAGACUGGGCGACCACGCCUUCUGCCGGAACCAGGACAACGACACCCGCCCGUGGUGCUUUGUUUGGAGAGGCGACCGACUAAGCUCGAAUUAUUGCCGCCUGGCACUGUGCCAGGCCCCAGCCCCGGCGGCGCCCCAAAUCCCUCCUCCGAUCCGGAUCUCAUCUGGGCACCAGUACUUCCCUUUGCCCUCGCUUUCGGCUUUGCAGAAACCUCAGUCCACGACCCAGACCCCGCUUCGACCCCUGACCUCAGGUUGCUGGUGCUCGCCGCCCGAGCAGCGGACUCCCCUGCCCAGCGCGGGCCCGGCGGGCUGUGGACGGUGGCUCCACAAACGGCUGUCCUCGCUGAGCCGCGUCGUCGGGGGACUGAUGGCGCUCCCCGGGGCGCACCCCUACAUCGCCGCGCUGUAACAGGGCCAAAAUUUCUGCACCGGCAGCCUCAUCGCCCCCUGUUGAGUGCUGACCGCGGCUCACUGCCUGCAGAACCGACCUGCGCCAGAGGAGCUGACAGUGGUGCUCGGCCAGGACCGCCAUAACCAGAGCUAUGAGCAGUGCCAGACGCUGGCCGUGCGUGCCUACCCCCUGCACGAGGCCUUCUCGGUUAUCACCUACCAGCACGACCUGGCUCUGGUGCGCCUGCAGGAGAGCGCUGAAGGCUGCUGCGCGCACCCGUCGCCUUUCGUUCAGCCAGUGUGCCUGCCAAGUAGCGCCGCCCUCCCGGCCGAAUCUGAAGCCGCGCUCUGCGAAGUGGCCGGCUGGGGUCACCAGUUAGAAGGGCCAGGGUAAUACUCCAGCUUCCUGCAGUAGACUCAGGUGCCGCUCAUCCAUCCGGAGCGUUGCUCCGCCCCCGACGUGCACGGAGCCGCCUUCAUCCCCGGCAUGCUCUGCGCUGGCUUCCUCGAGGGUGGCACUGACGCGUGCCAGGGUAACUCCAGGGGCCCUCUGGUGUGUGAGGAUGAGACCGCAGAGCGCCAGCUCAUCCUGCGAGGCAUCGUCAGCUGGGGUUCAGGUUGCGGCGACCACCACAUGCCAGGUGUAUACACCGACGUGGCCAACUACCUAGCCUGGAUCCGGGAGCACACCGCUUCCUGACCGCCCCGGGACUCGUCUUUCCCUCCUGGGCAAUUCUGGAAUGGAAGUGUGGCUGAGGCUUGAUCAUGGAUAGCAAGGAAUGUGUUCCAUUCCCCCCAGCGCUGCCAGCCCGGCUCCAGGCAUGGCAUAGAAAUCA